GUGCAUGACUGACAUGACAAGACCUUAUUAAGCAGAGGUAGUUAUUUCAGUCUUCUAGUUGAACUCCGCAGAGGGAUUUCCAACACAAAAGCUGUUUAGGGCGAUGAUAUAACUGUCCAUAAUUUUUCUCUCAGUGGAAACACAGGUACAGCUGAGAAUGGCACACAGGGAAUUGCAAGAAGACACAACCAAAAACCCAGUGGAGGAGAUCACAGAGGAGCAAUUCCUGAAAAAUCUCUACCUUUUUAUGAAAAAGAGAGAUACACCCAUCGAGAAGAUUCCCAAUCUGGGCUUCAAACAAAUUGAUUUGUUUGUUAUGUUCAAGACUGUCAAUGACUUGGGUGGCUACCACCAGGUGACUUCUCACCAGCUGUGGAAACAAAUUUACAACACCCUAGGAGGAAACCCUCGAAGUACAAGUGCAGCCACCUGCACCCGGAGACACUAUGAAAAGCUGCUUCUGCCAUACGAAUGCCACUUGAAGGGCAUAAUGAUAGGCAGUGUGCCUCAGCAGCAUCAGCCAAAGCCCUACCGCUACAGCAGAGAUGAUGACGGUGGCCAGAGACCAUCCAAACGAAGGUUGUUAUCUCUGCAGAUGCACCAGGGAUCUCACAACUACCAGUCAGACCCAUGUGGAAGUCUCUAUCCUCAGCAUCUACACUACCCUCACUACUAUCACCCAAACGACCAAGUUCUGCCACCUUACGCCCCCAUGCCACACUCAGGGUUGACACCACAUGACUCCACUGUCAUCAAGCCCCAAUUUCCUUUCCAGCAAUCACGUCCAGACUCAACAGAUACAGUUAAAGAGCCACUUCAGCAGCUGCGUGACCUGUCAGAGCAUUACAAAUUCAAAACUGGACUGGUUGAGCCUCUAAAUCUGAGUGUGAAAGCAUCAAGCCGGGAGUCAAACAGUAACCCAGUCUCAUCAUUCUCCCCACCUUCAUCUAGCAAGAAUCCAAAGUUUUUGAACAAACCCUCCUCUCUCUACACUCCUCAUCAUGCAGGGGUACUGAGAAAUGAAGGAUGUGAGGCACAAGAUGGUGAGUCCAGUGGAGAAGCCACAGCCUCUUCAUGUCCCGUGAAAGCACAGGAGGGACAUGGCCUCAAUACCAAAGCCCUGAAACCUUCAGAUAGCCCUGUAUAUGGUCCUGCUCUGACACUGGAGGUGGAUAAAAAUGUCUCUGAAAUGACACAAAAACCCAGUUCCCCAAAAGAGGACUUUGCAACCAGGCCAGCAGGAGACAGAAAGGCAAUUUCAGAAUUAGGAGGGCUUGGGCUCAGUCAUAUACUACAAAGUCUCCCUCGACAAAAGGAUGGCAAGAUGGAGAUUGAGGUACCACUGUCUGUGCUCCAUAACUGGCUCAAGCUGUACCAGUUCCCUGCCGCAAUGCACGAAGUUAAGGAGCUUCCUGAUCACGAGGAGCCCUCAGUACAAACGAGGAGGUCUGAUUUAGAUAAUCUCCCCUACAACCUGACAUUUCAACUGAAUCCCCAACAACAGAGCACCAGCAACAAGUCUCCCCUUUCAGGUGGAAUUCUGAAAAAUGCAUCCAGCCAGAACCUCUGGUCGUUUGAGCAGCAGGACACAGAUAAGUCGUACUUAACAGCCAAAGAUUUGCAGGAUGCCAAUAAAAAUGAGAGCCUGGCUUUCCCCGAUCUGGAGAAUUGUGACUCUGGUCCACUCAAACCUCAGCAAGACUUUGCUUCAAAAUUUUAUGGAGAAAACACAGUCCAUGGAGAGACACAGAAAACUAGGAUAGUGCCCUCAUCUUUGCUAAAGCUGAAUUCCAACUCUGCUACUGUGUUGCACUUCACCAAUGAGGAGAUCAUUAAGCUGAAGAAAAUAAUCUCAAGCUCAUCAUUAGAAUCAGAUGACACAAAGACACCAACAUCACAUUAAAGCUGCCACAGUUUUUAAUCUUUUAUAUUCCAUAUCUUAUCAAUGUUUUGUAUCUUGUAAAGUGAAACAUUAAAGUACUAUUAAAAAAAAUGAAUCAGACCAGGGCAAUCGAUAAUGAUUGAACCCUGAGUUUUGAUGCUGGACAUGAACAAAUAAUCAAGUUUUAUUUUUCUUUACCUACAGAGAACAAAUACUCUUGCAUUUCUUGUUUGAAAUGAAGGAAAACUUGACCCUGUAUUCUAUUUAAUCUUGUAAAGAUGAAGAUUUUUUUUUACUUUUUUAUGUUGAAGUUUUAGUGGUUAAAAAAAAAAAAAUAUAUAUAUAUAUAUAUACAUACACAUUUUAUUAUUAGCUUUUUUCUGUACAGAUAAAUCACUUGUAAAAUAAAUUUAUUGUUACUCUGACCUCAUUCUGUAA
This is a messenger RNA of Melanotaenia boesemani (Boeseman's rainbowfish), 2320 nucleotides long. It is a transcript of the gene arid6, whose product is annotated as AT-rich interaction domain 6. The transcript has 6 exons. Gene Ontology annotation, cellular component: nucleus. Gene Ontology annotation, molecular function: transcription cis-regulatory region binding. The coding region runs from base 158 to 1903 and encodes 581 amino acids. The record is from RefSeq and is a predicted model, not a curated record. NCBI's taxonomy places the organism in Eukaryota, Metazoa, Chordata, Actinopteri, Atheriniformes, Melanotaeniidae. Gene Ontology annotation, biological process: regulation of transcription by RNA polymerase II.